GGCGGGCAAGGGAGGAGUGAUGCGAAAGGCCGGGCUGGCAGGCGCCGCAGAGCCCCGGGGCCGCGCUCCCGCCGCCCCGACUCCGCCGGGGCCGAGGGUCCCGCCGCCGCCGCCGGGGUCUCGCUAUGGCCGGCCGCCCCCCGCCCAGCAACUUUGAAUCUCCACUGAUGCAAGAAGUCCCAGAGCACCAAGGCAACAGCACAGAUAGUUCGGGAAGCAGUUUGGGAAGCACUGUCACAGCAUGUAAAAAGAUCCUCUGCAGUAAUAGCCUGCUAGAAUCAACAGACUACUGGCUGCAGAAUCAGAGGACACCAUGCCAAAUUGGCUUUCUGGAAGACAAGUCAGAAAGCAACUGUGCCUCAGUUUGUUUUGUGAAUUUAGAUGCAAACAGAGACGAUUGCAGCAAUGAACAAGUGAAACAGAAAUUGAUCAGCGUCUCUCCAAAUCUCCCUAAACUCAUCGGAUCUAUGAAUGUACAACCACCAAAGGAAAAUGAAAUAGUCCUACUGAGCGGAUUAACGUCAGGAAAUCUUCAGGCUGAUUAUGAAGUUCCCCAGUGUCCUUGGCAAGCAGAUGUCUGCUUGGUUCAGUGUGCGAGGGGAGACAGGAAGAACAGUGCAAGCUGCAUCAUCUUUGAAAUAAACAAGUUUCUGAUUGGGCUUGAGCUUGUUCAGGAGAGACAGCUGCAGAUAGAAGCUCAUGUCUCAAAGCCUGAGGACGACACAAACUGCUCAGUGUCCUCAAUAGAAGAAGAUUUCCUCACAGCAUCUGAGCAUCUCGAGGAGGAAAACGAGGCUGAUGAAUAUAAAACUGCCCACGAAAAAAUAAGUGUUUCAGAAGCAUCUUCUGAUGUCAGAAAAAAUAAAGGAAAAGGAUUUGAAAGUCUCCACUACAGAAAAGCCAGGUUGCCAUUAAUUCUUGAAGGGAAUUGUGUUAAUGAAGAUAAUACAGCUAGUAAAGUCUCUGAAUCUGUGCACGUUGUGGCUGAAGAUGGCAUCUCACAACCUGAAGAUAAGCCAGAGCAGGAAAUCCUGUGUCAAGAGGAAUUAGUGGGAAGAGAUACAUCAUCCCUCAGUACUGAGGAUUUGACUAACAAUGUUGAAAAUUCCUGCUCAGUGAAUGUGUUAGAUGUGUCUUUAACCAAAAUGGCUAAAGAGGAGCUGGGGCCUCAUGGCUCUACAGCAAAACCCAACAGUAAGGCAGAGGUAGAGGAUUGUGCAGGUGUUAGGAAAAGCGACCCUCCCUUGCAAAACGAGCAAGCAGCUACAGGUCAGUACGCUACAAAUCUAGCAGAAUCUGUUCUGCAAGAUGCAUUCAUCAGACUAUCACAGUCUCAACCCACUUUCAGUGAGGAGGCUGCAGUCAGCAUCUCCGUAGGAAGCUCCUGCAAGUCAAAAGAUGCAUCUGCUUCCCGAUCGUGGAAUGAACUUCCAAAGAUUGUCAUAGUGCAAAGUCCAGACAGCAGUGAGAAUGUGCCAGACUGGCCAGGGUCUGCCUUCCCAAACCUGUGCCACUGGACUGAAACAGAAAGUUCUGAAGUUUCAGAUUACUUUGAAGAAGACCAUUCAAAUGGACGCAGCCAGAGUGCACUGGAGAUGGCUCUGGCUUGUGCAGCAACUGUCAUUGGAACCAUUUCAAGUCCACAGGCAGCAGAAAAAUUCAGAAGGGAUCAAGAAGCCACAGACUCUAAAAGCGAAACAGUUGAUAACGAAGAUCUACACGCAGAUUCUUCACAGCUACUUGAAGACUGUACUAGCACAGAUUAUUCAUUUCCAUCUGCACUGUGUGGCAUGACUCAAGUAGCAAGUGCUGUAGCAGUCUGCGGUCUGGGGGAAACAAAGGAAGAGAAGUACCCUACAACUUCAAGCGGGCUGCUGUCUGCAGCUCAGACUUCUGCAGCCAUUACUCUUCAUUGUAGCAUAGCUGUAGGAAGCAGCAUGGAAAAGCUGAAUGAUAGCAUUGCAGAGGCCCUACUCAAAGAGGCAUCAAUAAUUUUGACAAAACCGAAUACAUACAAAAAUGUAGGGCAUUUUAUGGAAUCCAUAAACGGAAGAAUUAUUGAAACAGCAGCAAGGCCACGGAUUCCACACUCCGAUGAAGUAAUCAGAGAUGAACUGGCACAAAAUUUAUCCAAUAUUAUUCUACGACAUUCUAUUGAAGAGGUCAGGAAGAAAAGAGAGCUACAGUCCUGUUCAGAAAACAGCUCAAGUACACAAGACAUUUUCAUGGAGACUGCCAAUGAGUUGCUUUUUAAUGUGAUAUAUUUCACUUGCAAGAAGAUGAAUGACAUAAGACAAGUUGAAGAGUGUUCUCCUCUCUUUUCUGAAGGCUUGAAAGGCAAGAAGGUAACAAGAGUAGAAGGAUGGCCAACACAGGCAACAGCAUGUGAAACAUCACACAGACCCCUUGAUCAUUCUGCUAUUAAGCCAUUUGGUACAUCCUACAGUGCUAGCACAGAUAGUGAAAAUGGUAUCAGCACGAAGAAAAUUAACAUGAGAGAUGUAAAUAGCAAUGAAAACGCCACAGUGAAUUCAGAGCUAACAAGUAGAGUCAUUGGGCAUAAUGCACUUGUUGCAAAAACAUCUCCCAAGAAAAGAUACCUGAAAAGAACCACACGAGACUGCUACAAAUCCCCACAUCAGAAUAACAUUCAGAAGAAGAGAGAUUACAGAUCAUUUUCAGACAGAGAAAGUACCUUUGCAAACAAUGAAUGCAGGCACGGUGUUCAAGAACAACUGUCUUCCAGCGCUGUCGUGAAUGCAGAAAACCAGGCCAAACAUAAGUGUGAUGCUGUGCUAAGUGAUGAAGUCCAAGUUAGCUUGUCUUUGUUAGGAAACCAUGUCUUACUUCCUUCUCAGCCUGUGCUACAGGUGAAAAAUUCAAGAGACAAAUACUGUAUAACAGAUUUUGCAGAAGAAUUGGCAGAAACAGUGGUCUCUAUGGCAACAGAAAUAGCUGCCAUUUGUCUUGAAAACUCAAAUGGAAAGCAGCCCUGGUUCUGUGCAUGGAAGAGAGGCAAUGAAUAUCUGGUGACCCAGAGUAUAUCAUGCAGAACUAUGAAAAGGAAAAAGGAAACCCAUGCUAAUGGCUCAGUUGUUCGGAAACACAGGGCACCUCGACUGAGUGAGAUCAAAAGAAAGACAGAUGAGCAUCCUGAGCUAAAGGAAAGGUUGAUGAAUCGAGUAGUAGAUGAAUCUAUAAACCUUGAGGACACACCAGAUUCUGUCAAUAUAUUUGCAAAUGAAGUGGCUGCAAAGAUCAUGAACCUCACUGAACUCUCCAUGGUUGACAGUAUCUGGCAAGGUCCAAACCAUCCCAGGAACAGGCUGCACUGUGAAAGAUGGAGCCGAGCCAAGGCCUCAAGCUGUGAGAGCAUACCAGAGGAGGACAUGGAUUCCAAAGCCUCUGCCAAUACUCUAGGCCUAAUGAAUGCCCUUGGUCAGCCUGUGAGCCAGACAAGUUCCGUCUCAAAGCAGUCUAGUUGUGAAAGCAUUACAGAUGAGUUUUCAAGAUUUAUGGUGAACCAAAUGGAAAAUGAGGGAAGAGGCUUUGAUUUAUUACUAGAUUAUUAUGCAGGAAAAAAUGCAAACAACAUCUUAACGUCGGCUUUGCAACAGGUUGCUAAGAAAAAUGGUCAUCUUAAUGUACGGCCAAGUUGCCCAUCCAAGCAGUCCAGCACGGAAAGCAUAACAGAAGAAUUUUACAGGUAUAUGCUAAAAGAAAUAGAAAAGGAAAAUAAAGAUAAUGCAUCUUCCCCUCGGAAUUCAAAGGACUGGUGUGGCAGUUUGCUACCACCCUCUCUGCGAUCACCUUUUUGCUUUAGACAGUCCUCAGUGCCUGAUGGCAGAUCAUCAGGUUCUAGACUAACAGUUAACAUCCCAGUCAAGGCAAAUUCAUUAGAUGGAUUUGCCCAACAUCACCAGGAUUCCUUAAGUGUACAGCCAGUCAGUACUGUGGCUUCUUCAGGUCUUUGCAAGUCUGACUCAUGCCUGUACCAAAGAUGCAAGACUGACCAGAUAACAGAUAUGUUGAUUCACGAGACGUGGGCAAGCUCUAUUGAAUCUCUAAUGCGCAAAAACAAAAUCAUAACAGAUGAGGCAGAGGUUGCAGAGGUAGAUCAUUUUCACAGUGAUUCCCCACCACAUGUGCAACAGUAUGCAAACAGACUGGCUGCAAAUAUUGUUGAAAGUGGUAAAAAUUUAAUUGUUGUCCAGCAGGAUGCCUUUGAUUCUGCAAGCCAAGAACACAUGCUGGAAAGCAAACAUCCCCAGAGUGCAACUCAGAUUCAAGUAGAACCCAAAAGGAGUGGAAUAAAUUUGGAUGAGCAUAUGAAGAACCCUGAAUGCCUCCCUGCAGGUCAGCACAGGGAAGUGCCUUUAAUUCAGAUAGAAACUGAUCAACGAGACGAGUCAGAUAAAGACUCUGAAUCCUUAACUUUACAUGAGCUUUCUGAAAAGGAGCAUCAAGGCAAGGAAAAGCCUCCAGAAGCUUAUGCUGGGAAGCACAUGGUUUCCAGUACCCUACUGAAUAGCAAAAGCAGUCAGAGCAAACCAGAUGCUGAAAUAACGGGAGAGACAAAAGCAGCUGAAGAAUUUCCAACACACCUCAGCAGCAGUGAAGAAAGCACUGGCAGCUGGUCCCAGCUAGCCAAUGAUGAAGACAAUCCUGAUGACACAAGUAGCUACUUACAACUCAGCGAACGAUCUCUGAGUGACUUAGUAGAAGAAAAGGUUUUCCUUAAAGAACAGACAGAUAAUACAGAGGAAAGUACUUCUGGGCUCUCAGUGGGAACAGCCAAUUAUCAGAAAGAACUCCUGGUGAUUAAUUUUGAUCUGGAACCAGAAUGCCCCAACGCAGAGCUGCGAGCCACCCUACAGUGGAUAGCUGCUUCUGAACUUGGAAUCCCAACCAUCUAUUUUAAAAAAUCUCAGGAAAACAGAAUUGAAAAGUUUUUAGAUGUUGUGCAGCUAGUUCAACGGAAGUCCUGGAAAGUGGGUGACAUCUUUCAUGCUGUGGUGCAGUACUGCAAACUCAGUGAGGAGCGCAAAGAGAAGACACCAAGCCUGUUCGAUUGGCUCCUUGAACUGGGCUAGGAACAUUCACCUGUUCCACUUCUUUGUUAUAAUGCAGCUUAAGUAAGCAGUGGUUCAUGUAACAGUCUGAUUUCCAAACAUCACCAAAUAAAAUGAGCAAAGAUAUGUAAACUACAGAAACAGCACGUGUCUGUUCCACAACUGCACUGAGCAGAGUUGAAACCAAGGUGUACUGUAUCCUUCUGUAUCCUGAGGGACGUUUGACAUAUUGUGCUGUAGGAUGUACUGUGCUAGAAAAAGAUGGAUUUUUUAGCUUUGUGAAUUAAUGGACUUAAUUUACUUAAUGAAUUAAGUAAAACUUAAUUGAAUUUCUGAUAUGUUCCAUUUUCAUCAAUUUGAUUAAAUCAAUCAGCUGAAACAGGAUGGUAUACUAACAUUCAGUUUUAAACCAAUACUAACGUUUGUACAGUUUUAACUUUUAGAACCUGAGUGUGUUCCAGGAUGCAGAGAGAAAACCAUGCCCUUCAAUAAAUAAAACAUCUUAAAAGAAGUCUCCACAAUCCUCUGAGAGGUAAAAACUUGUGAACACAUCAGAUCUUUGAAGUCAAAAAGCAGAAAAAAAGCUGCUGAAAACACAUUUCACUUUCUUUCCACAUGAUCAUUUCUCAGCCCUAUAGCUGGUCCCCAUUCCUGUCUUCUUCUUCUCGAGGAAAUACAAAUCUAGACUGUCAAUUAUUACCCUUAGAAAGCCUCCUUUCUUUACACUCGCAGGCAGUGCAGUUCAGUACAGCUGUGCUUGGUAUGUCCCCAAGUACAGCUCUGCGAGUCAGGGUAGUGGGUUCCUAGAGCCCUGUCCCCACCAGGUGACCUCGGGCGAGUCAGUUCACCUCUGUGCCUCAGUGUCCCUAUCCAGUAAGAGGGAGCGAUGAUACGGAAUGUGUUAUAUGAAGUGUUUCUUUUUGAAGCAUUAGGUAACAUGCUAUGUGUCGGUUAGAAUAGUGAAAAGAAACACUAAAUUUAAUCAAGUAAAUUGUUAAUAAGGUGAAGAAAGACAUAUCUGAAAAGAGUGUUGUCUUGAAAUAAAAAUCUUAAUUUUUGUAAUUUUCAAGAAAUCAAAACAAUUGUUACAAUUUCAGCACAUGCUUGUUCAUUUUGGAUAUGUGUUGGACUAUGUAUGAUAGUCCACAUUAUGAUAACAUUUAUAUAACUGUUUGAUAAGAUAUACUAUGGUAUCUUCUCGCUGAGAUGAUGUUAGGUACCAUGCACUCAGUGAUACUCUCUUGACUCUGCCAAAGAGAUUGGUUUUGAAUUUAAAGGUAAACAUAACUUAUCACAUCAAAGCUCUUCUGUGAUUUGUUUCUUUGAAAAUCUUUAUAUUUUGCUUCUCCCUUCUUAAAUAGCAUAAUAGAAAGCCUGCCUGCCUUUCCAAAUCAAAUAUUUAAAAGAUAUUUUAUUUUCCAUAUAAUAGUAUAUGCUUCUAUAAUAUUUUUGGGAGGUGGGGUGAAGAGAAGAAAACUAUCCUUUUGCACUAAAUAUUUUUGAAGAUUUUGAAGGAGUUUUAAGUAAUUUAUGAAAAAAAGAGCCAUAUUAUUCUCAAUUUUAUCUUUAAAACCAUUGCUAAAUUUGCAUGAUUUCAUCACUCAUUUGUUAAGAAAUACAGACUGUCAGUGAAACCUAUUACAGAACAUUAAAUAACAUCUACAUCUCUGCAAUAUAUGAAAUCAGUGGAGGUCACUGUACUGUCAAGAUAAAGGUCAGUUUGUUGCAUCCACUCAACCUAACUGCGGUACUGGGCCCAUUCCUAGGAACUGCUGAACAUCCACAGCUCAUGCUAACCCGAGUGGUAACAGUGAAUGCUCAGCAUUUCCAAGGCUGAAAGCUAGUAAAAAGCACUGGGCAUUGUAAAGUGCUUUGAUUGAGCCAAUAAAUGGGAACGUGUAUUUAUUUUUAAGCCAGAUACAAUUAGUUGUCAGUAUAU
Gallus gallus (chicken) is the source of this 7011-nucleotide messenger RNA. RefSeq names its product SPHK1 interactor, AKAP domain containing (gene SPHKAP). Gene Ontology annotation, molecular function: protein kinase A binding. The record is from RefSeq and is marked validated. Lineage: Eukaryota; Metazoa; Chordata; Aves; Galliformes; Phasianidae. Gene Ontology annotation, cellular component: cytoplasm.